AUGAAAUUGAAAAUAUCAGUCGUAGCAGGAUUAUUAGCGGUAUUUGCAGGCGUUGCAGGUGCCACAGAUGGAAACAGCAACGUACUCCAACUCACAAAAGACAACUUUGAUCAUGUUGUCAAGCCUGCUGAUCUCAUGCUUGUCGAGUUCUAUGCUCCAUGGUGUGGCCAUUGCAAGGCUCUUGCUCCACAAUACGAGGAGGCAGCUGGUCAACUCAAAUCCAAGGAUAUCAGCCUCGCAAAGGUUGAUUGCGUUGAGGAGGCUCAAGUCUGCUCUGAGAACGAUGUAGGCGGCUAUCCAACACUCAAAGUAUUCAGAAAAGGUCUUGCAUCGCCUUACGGUGGAACUAGAAAGUCUGAAGGUAUCGUCAGCUACAUGACUAAACAAUCACUUCCACCUGUUUCUCAAGUUACCCCUUCAAACCACGACGAUUUUAAACAAUCCGAUAAAGUCGUCAUCAUGGCUUACAACCUCAAACCAAACACUGACUUAUACAAGACAUUCCACUCCACCGCCACUAACCUUCGCGAUAACUACCUCUUUGGUGAAUCUGAUGACUCAUCUGUUGCAAAGUCAGCUGGUGUCUCUGGUCCUUCCAUCGUCAUUUACAAGUCCUUCGAUGAAGGUCGUAAUGACGUAAACACUAAAUCUUUAGAUGAAAACUCCCUCACCGAAACUAUUAACAUCAACUCUAUUCCCCUCAUUGAUGAAAUUGGCCCUGAAAACUUCUCCCGCUACGCUACCUCUGGUCUCCCUCUCGCUUACAUCUUCGAGAACCCUGAAGACCCUAAGUUAGCUCAGCACGUUGAUGAGUUAAAGCCAAUUGCAGAGGAAUACAAGGGCAAAAUUAGCUUCGUCUGGAUUGACGGUGUCAAGUUUGUUGAGCACGGAAAGGCCCUCAACCUUAUCAAGGACGAAUGGCCUGGCUUCGUCAUCCAAGAUCUCCAGGCCGGUCACAAAUAUCCUAUGGACAUCACCAAACCCGUCUCUAAGAAGAAUGUCGCUCAAUUCGUCAAGGACUUUUCCAACGGCAAGGUAGAACCUUCCGUUAAAUCAGAAGCCAUCCCAGCUGAACAAACUGACUCAGCCAUCACCCUUGUCGCUGAUCAAUUCGAUGAAAUUGUCUACAACAACGAAAAAGACGUCUUUGUUGAGUUCUAUGCCCCUUGGUGUGGUCACUGCAAGCGUCUCGCGCCUGAGUGGGAGGCACUUGCGCAGAGCUACGAGAAUGACUCCUCUCUCACCAUCGCCAAAAUGGACGCCACUGCUAACGACAUCCCUCCCUCAACUAAAUUCUCCAUCUCCUCCUUCCCUACUCUCAAACUCCAGCCUGCUGGCACUAAAGAAUGGAUCGAUUACGAAGGUGAUAGAUCUCCUGAAUCCCUCCGCGAAUUCAUCAAAGAUAACAGAGGUACUAAGUCAGCAACCGAUGGUGACAAAGAGGCCCCUCACAAUGAACACAAGAAGGACGAGCUCUAG
Messenger RNA from Wallemia ichthyophaga EXF-994, 1479 nucleotides. RefSeq names its product Protein disulfide-isomerase. Gene Ontology annotation, cellular component: endoplasmic reticulum. Lineage: Eukaryota; Fungi; Basidiomycota; Wallemiomycetes; Wallemiales; Wallemiaceae. The record is from RefSeq and is a predicted model, not a curated record. Gene Ontology annotation, biological process: response to endoplasmic reticulum stress; protein folding. Bases 1 to 1479 code for a protein of 492 amino acids. Gene Ontology annotation, molecular function: protein disulfide isomerase activity. The transcript has a single exon.